Molecule: messenger RNA, 1046 nt
Organism: Exaiptasia diaphana
Lineage: Eukaryota; Metazoa; Cnidaria; Anthozoa; Actiniaria; Aiptasiidae
Product: protein yippee-like 5
Exons: 6
Coding region: 108-461 (117 amino acids)
Source: RefSeq, a predicted model, not a curated record
ACAGAUCAAAACAAAGAAGGCCACAGCAAGGUUUACAUUUCGAGCWAAAUAACGUGGAUUUUCGUGGGAAAAAGUCUUGUUCUGAUUGUUUAUCUUCAUAUAAAGUUAUGGGAAGGAUAUUCCUGGAUCAUCCKGGGGGAACUAGAUUGUAUUCCUGCGCCAAUUGCGAUACAGUUUUGACGAAUCGCUCUGAACUUAUUUCAAUGCGGUUUACAGGUUCAACGGGAAGAGCAUUUCUAUUUCAUAAAGUAGUAAACUUGACACUAAGUGAAGUCCAGGACAGAGUUAUGCUAACUGGUCGACAUAUGGUCAGGGAUGUUUCCUGUAAGAACUGUGAUACUAAGCUGGGUUGGAUGUAUGAAUAUGCAACUGAAGAAAAUCAGCGAUACAAGGAGGGAAGAGUCAUCUUAGAAAGAGCUCUUGUCACAGAGAGCGAAGGAAUUGAAGAAAUUAGUGAUUGAUUGAUCCCAAGYUGGACGUAAUAGUGUACAUAACAAAUAUUUUGAUAAUAACCACAUGCACAAGCUGUUGCUGCAUCAAUGUAUCCUUAUUGGAUGGAUAAAAUAAUGUAAAUAGUGUAUAAUUAUUAUAUAAUAUAUAAUAAGAAAACAACUCUACUACUGCAAGCAAUGUGCAGAGCAUGACAUACGCAUACUAUUGCAAAUCAGCAAUAACAUUAUUCUACACUAUCUUUUAGUACACAAUGUUUUUGUUUUUAGGCAUUUAGUUUUUUCUUGACCCUUACUUGACUUUUGUCAAACAAUUAAUUUCAUGUAACAUUUCAAAUUUCUCAACAUGUUAAACAGUAGAGUUGUUUCAUUAAUCUAUUGAAUAGAACAACUAGUGGCACAACUUAUUUUGGUUGUUUUAGRAAGUGUUUUUUAAUGGUUUGAGUGCAAUGACUGUAGUAAAAACAUGUAUUAAUUAAGUUGCUUGCUUGUGCCAUUUGUAUWGUUUUAUCAGUGGAUCUGUGUUGUAAUUCUUUCCAAAUUCCAUUUUGUAAAUAUCAGAAUGCAUCAUUAAUCAUUACAAAGUAAUGUUUUCAA